AUGGUGGCGUGGUUUUCUCCCCUGACUUGGGGCCUGAUAGCCGCCGUUCUAGUUCCCCUCUCCGUGUACUUUUAUCUAAACCGCCGCAGAGGUACCUUCCCGCCCUCCCCGCCUGGUAGCUGGCCGAUUGUCGGGCAUCUGUUCGCCUUAGGCCGAGAACCCCACCUGCGGCUGACGGAGUGGAGCAAGCGGUACGGCGAUGUGUUCAGCAUACGGCUCGGGAUGGAAGACGUGGUCGUCUUGAACGGAGGGAGGACCAUUAAAGACGCUCUGGUGGAGGCCCGGCAUGCCUUCUCCAGCAGGCCGAAUGUUUACAUACUCGACGCCAUCACAGGUUUUGGACAAAGUAUUGCUACGGCCAGAUGGACCGACGAAUUCGCGCAGCGCAGAAAACUGUCCUACAACAUCCUGAAAUCCUUAGGAAUGAGACUCAGCCCUGGUCAUGCCGAGGACGUAGUCAAAGAGGAAGCGAACAACCUCUGUCUAAAGAUACAAUCAUACAACGGUGAACCAUUUGACAUUGUGGACGUAUCGAAUGCCGCCUUUUCCAACGUGGUGUGCUCCAUGGUUUUCGGCCGCCGAUUCGACUACGACGACCCCAAACUGAGCCAGCUCCGCCGUAAUGUGAGGAACAUAGCGAGGGCCAUCAGUAGCUGCCAGAUCCUCAGCCUGUUCCCGGUUCUACGCUUUCUACCACUCGAGAACCAAUCCGGUCGUAAGGCAAUAAAGCUCGCCGGGAUGCUACUGGCGUUCAUCCGGGAAGAGGUAGUGGAACACCGCGCCUCCCUGCAGCCGGCCAACCCGCGCGACUUCAUCGACUACUGCCUGCUGGAGCUGGACAAGCCUCGCCCCGCCGGCGGCUUCACCGAGGAACACCUGGUGUACUUCGUGGCCAACCUGUUCACGGCGGGGACGGAGGGCGGCAGCAUGACGCUGGCCUGGGGAGUUCUCUACAUGAUCCUGAACCCGGACAUCCAGACUAAGGUCCAGGAGGAGUUGGACCGUGUGGUCGGUAGAGACGGCGGAGUUCCCUCCAUCAGUCACCGCCUGCAGCUGCCGUACGUGGAGGCGACUGUCCUGGAGAUCCAGCGGAUCCGCCAGGUCAUUCCUCUCAACCUCCCUCACGCCACAACCACGCCUGUCAACUUCCGCGGGUACGACAUACCGGCCGGGACACAGGUGCUGACUAAUCUGUGGUCGGCUCACAUGGACCCGGAAGUCUGGACAGAUCCGGACAUCUUCCAACCUGAGCGUUUUCUGGACCGGGAAGGACGAGUCAUCAACAACCCGGAGUCGUUCAUGCCUUUCUCUGCAGGUGAUCGGCUGUGUCUCGGAGAGAAGCUGGCCAAAAUCGAGCUGUUCCUGCUGUUCUCUGCUGUGAUGCAACGCUACCGGUUCACAGUGCCGGAGGGUGAGCCCAAACCUUCAACGGAAGGACGCUGUGGAUUUACCCUUACCCCUCCUCCGUUCCAGCUGUGUGCUAGCCCUCGAUACAAUACGCAAUAAAAUGGCUAAAGAUGAUGUCACAGAGCAGGACAAAAG
Messenger RNA from Branchiostoma belcheri (Belcher's lancelet), 1542 nucleotides. Its product is annotated as cytochrome P450 2U1-like. Gene Ontology annotation, biological process: xenobiotic metabolic process. The record is from RefSeq and is a predicted model, not a curated record. Gene Ontology annotation, cellular component: cytoplasm; intracellular membrane-bounded organelle. The coding region runs from base 1 to 1506 and encodes 501 amino acids. NCBI's taxonomy places the organism in Eukaryota, Metazoa, Chordata, Leptocardii, Amphioxiformes, Branchiostomatidae. Gene Ontology annotation, molecular function: heme binding; oxidoreductase activity, acting on paired donors, with incorporation or reduction of molecular oxygen, reduced flavin or flavoprotein as one donor, and incorporation of one atom of oxygen; iron ion binding. The transcript has 7 exons.